GGUGGUCAUUAACAGUGAAGAGGGGAAGGCCUUCCUCAAUCUAUUUGUUUUUUCUUUCCUCGCACUCUCACUCGUACUUAACAUCGCCAUUAUCGUAUUUAACCUGUGUCGGCGGACAGCUGGCUGUUUUUCUAAGCUUUUUAGUGUCGAGUGAGACACCGGGACGCCCCCUCUUUUCGUUCGUCGGUCGUAACGUCCGAACGUCCAGCUGAUUGCUUCGAGUGCCGUUCAAUUAUUCCAGUUUAAACUGAGCCGUUUUGUUUGACUUAACGGAUGUUUUUUUGAGGCCGAAAAGGGCCGAGUUCGCCACCUUUUUCUCGCCGACUCGUGGACUUUAAAAGAAAGAAGACGUUUAUCUUUUUGUCUAACUUGAGCGUGGAUCGGUUUUCUUAUUAAACGACCAGGCCCCGGACUCAUCCCCAACCUCGCGUUUCCUUAUCGGUUUUUUUGUGUGUUGGAAGUCAUGGGAGACACCAGUGAACGAAGCAAACCUCCGAGUCUACCUCCCCGAUGUCCCUGUGGAUUUUGGGGUCUCUCCCCUGUCCCCCUCAGGUCCAGUGAAACCAUGAAUCUCUGCUCCAAAUGUUUUGCCGACAUCCAGAAGAAGCAGCCGGGCGAGGACUGCACCUCCAAGCCUAUCCAAAGCACUGGGAGUAGCCAAUCGCCAGUUUUCAGUAGUGAGACGAGCAGUAGCAGUAGCCAAUCCCUCUUGUCGUCGCCGGCCUCUAGCUCCGAGCAGCCGUCAGCCGAAGAGCCCUCGCCCACGUUUCCCAGCACGAGGGAAGGCACGUCGUCCACAGAAACAGCCCAAGGCACACUCUGCACACCCACAAAACGUCCACGAGAAUCAGCGUCGGGCUCGGAGAGCGAGGCGACGCCGGAGAAGCGGCCACGGACAGACGAGAAGGAGGGGAGCGGCGAGGAGGCCCGCGGGACGCCCAAGCAGAAGAACCGUCGGCGCUGCUUUCGCUGCCAAACCAAACUAGAGCUGGUGCAGCAGGAACUGGGCUCCUGCCGCUGUGGCUACGUGUUCUGCAUGCUCCACCGUCUCCCCGAGCAGCACGACUGUCUGUUCGACCAUCUGGGCCGCGGGCGCGAGGAGGCCGUCCUCAAGAUGGUGAAGCUGGACCGCAAGGUGGGCCGCUCGUGCCAACGCAUCGGGGAGGAGUGCUCCUGAUUGGCCGCGCACCGUGACCGGCCAGCCAGUUGGAGAUGAGGCG
Molecule: messenger RNA, 1220 nt
Organism: Perca flavescens (yellow perch)
Lineage: Eukaryota; Metazoa; Chordata; Actinopteri; Perciformes; Percidae
Gene: zfand3
Product: zinc finger, AN1-type domain 3
Exons: 6
Coding region: 464-1177 (237 amino acids)
Molecular function (GO): DNA binding; zinc ion binding
Source: RefSeq, a predicted model, not a curated record